AUGAGCUCAACCGUUGGGAGCGGCGUGCCGGCGGGGCCUAGCACAGGCAACAGCACGGCCGCCGCCGCCACCGCCGACGCGACGUCCCUCGAGUUGGCGCUGACCAACUUCUGGCUGCUGAUUUGCGCGGCGCUGGUGUUCUUUCAGCAGUGCGGCUUUGCGCUGCUGGAGGCGGGCAGCGUGAGGCAGAAAAACGUCAGAAACAUCCUGUUGAAGAACACCAUAGAUGCGUCCGUGGCAGUAGCAAUGUGGUUUGCGGUGGGAGCGGCGUUUGAGGGGUCCGGCGUGUGUAGCGGCAACGCCUUCAUCGGCACCACGGGCUUCUUCCUGGCUGGUGACGUGACCUCUAGGCCGGGCUACCUGUCGCGCUGGUUCUUCGGGUGGGCCUUCUCCGCCACUGCCUCCACCACCGUGUCGGGCGCGGUGGCCGAGCGGCUGCGCUUCAGAUCCUAUGUCAUGUACACGCUGGCCAUCACUGGGCUGGUGUACCCCGUGGCGGCGCACUGGGUGUGGAGCCCCGUCGGCUGGCUGUCCCCCACUCGUGUGGACUGCGCCACUGGGGAGCGGGUGUACACCUUCAGCAAUGCAGUGGGGCUCAUAGAUUUCUCCGGAUCUGGCGUGGUGCACCUGCUGGGGGGGACUGCGGCGCUGCUUGGGGCGUGGCUGCUGGGGCCGCGCCAGGGGCGUUACACCGCAGACGGCACCCUGGUUGAGAUGGUGGGGUGCAACCCCUCCCACGCAGCGCUGGGCACCUUCAUCCUGUGGUUUGGCUGGUAUGGUUUCAACUUCGGCUCCACAAAGUGCUUCAACGAGGCCUGCAUGGAGCUGGCGAGCAAGAUUGCAGUCAACACCACGCUGGGCGGCGGGGCAGGCGGCCUGAUCACUCUGACUCUCACCAUCUUGAUGGGCUCGCCAGGGGACAUCGGCCCGCUGCUCAACGGCAUCCUGGCUGGCCUGGUGUCUGUUACCGGCCCGUGCGCCGUCGUCACCCCCUGGGCAGCGUUCUUGAUUGGCGCCAUUGGCGGCACCGUCUACACAUUCUGCAGCAAGUUCUUUCAGACCAAGGCAAGCAGAACGGCUGGCGGGCGGCUGUGGCUGCCUCGCUGCACCUCGGAAUACUGCUGUGCUUGGCUCGGGCCACGCUCUGCCUCUUGGGCCCGCAUCGACGACCCUCUCGACGUCAGCUCGGUGCACGGCUGCUGCGGCGCCUGGGGCCUGAUUGCAGGAGGCCUGUUUGCCACCAAGACGGGCGUGCAGGAGGCAUACAACAGCGACGCAGGCUACGGCCUGUUCUACGGCGGCAACGUGGCGCAGCUGGGCAUCCAGCUGCUAGGCCUGGUGUGCAUCGCUGCCUGGAGCGCCGCCAUCUGCGGGUCGCUGUUCUUUGCCCUCAAGAAGAUUGGCUGGCUGCGGGCCAGCAAGGAAGUGGAGCAGCGGGGCCUCGACUAUGCCCAAUCCGUCGGCGCGGGGACAGCCUUUUGGUUCUUGCACGGUGGCCGCCCGGAGCAGAAUGGCAGCAUCGACCAGUCGCUGUCCAGCAGCACGCUGUAG
Molecule: messenger RNA, 1551 nt
Organism: Chlorella variabilis
Lineage: Eukaryota; Viridiplantae; Chlorophyta; Trebouxiophyceae; Chlorellales; Chlorellaceae
Exons: 12
Coding region: 1-1551 (516 amino acids)
Biological process (GO): ammonium homeostasis; ammonium transmembrane transport
Cellular component (GO): membrane
Molecular function (GO): ammonium channel activity
Source: RefSeq, a predicted model, not a curated record